This is a messenger RNA of Polyodon spathula (Mississippi paddlefish), 1253 nucleotides long. RefSeq names its product galanin receptor type 1-like. Gene Ontology annotation, biological process: G protein-coupled receptor signaling pathway. The record is from RefSeq and is a predicted model, not a curated record. Gene Ontology annotation, molecular function: G protein-coupled receptor activity. Gene Ontology annotation, cellular component: membrane. The coding region runs from base 45 to 1253 and encodes 402 amino acids. The transcript has 3 exons. Lineage: Eukaryota; Metazoa; Chordata; Actinopteri; Acipenseriformes; Polyodontidae.
UUACACACAGUUCUAGUUUGAAGAAUCUCCAGGCUUCUUACGAUAUGGAUUUGUUCGUUCCAAUCACAGUGAUCGAUCCUGUUUGGAUGAACAGUUCUUCAAAGGCAGACGAUACUGGCAGCCAGUAUCUGCAUUCUGCAAAUCAUUCCUUGCUGAAUGACACCGAGCUACAUUUAAAUUCAAGCCUCCUUCCAGCUUUUCAGCAGCUCAACAUCACCAGCACUCAGCUUCUGGGGACGUGGAAUGCAGAUCAGACCUGGCCCGAGGGUCCUCAAGUCCUGAUCGUCCCUCUGAUAUUCUUCUUGGUGUUUGUUUUUGGCGUGGUCGGAAACACUCUGGUCAUUGCAGUCCUGAUUCUUAACAAAAGAGGCAAGAGCGGCUCCACCACCAACGUCCUGAUCCUGAACUUAAGUGUUGCAGACCUGGCUUUCCUCCUGCUCUGCGUCCCAUUCCAGGCAACCAUAUACUCCCUCCCGCAGUGGAUCUUCGGGCCGCUGCUUUGCAAGUUCGUUCAUUACUUUGUCACCGUCACGAUGCUUGUUAGCAUCUUCACCCUGGCUGCCAUGUCUAUUGAUCGCUACAUUGCAGUUGUGCACCAUGCCAAGAUCUCCCCCGGGCUUCGCAGCAGGAGGAAUGCCAUGUGGGGAAUGGGGGUAGUCUGGGCUUUGUCGCUAUCUGUGGCCGCUCCGGUAGCCCACCAUCAGACCUAUGUUACUGGAUAUUACGCAGCUCCUAAUAGCUCAUUCUGCUGGUAUCUGUGGGAAGACCAGGCACAGAAACAGACCUACACAGCUGCCAUUCUCGUUCUAGGAUACCUGCUGCCAUUGAUUCUGAUAUUGUGUUGCUACGUUCAAGUUCUGAAUCAUCUUCACAAGAACAUCCGAGUCAUGUCCAAGAAAUCGGAGCGCUCAAAACGAAAGACCACCCAGACAGUGCUGGCGGUGGUGGCCCUGUUUUCUUUCUGCUGGCUCCCCCAUCACGUGGUCUCUAUGUGGGCAGAUUUCGGCUAUUUCCCCCUGACGGAAGCCUCCUUCGCCCUGCGCAUCUCUGCACAUUGCCUGGCCUACGCUAACUCCUGCUUCAACCCCUUCAUCUACGCCUUCCUGUCUGAGAACUUCCGGCAGGCCUACAGAGAGGUCAUCCACUGCCCCAGGCCCAGACCCAAGCGCUCAGUGGGGGAUGUGAGCUGCGCCCUGGUCCCUGGGAGAUCCGAGAAUACCUUGACCACCACACACUCCAGCACUAACAUGUGA